UUAAUGUUGAUCUAAUGUUGAACAAAUUCCUGGUGAAGCAGCUGAGAUCCAUGUGACUUUUUAAAGAUGGCGUUUAUUAAAGAGGAGAGCGAAGACUUCAGGAUUGAAGAAGUGUUCAGUCUCAAACGGGAAUGUACCGAGACACGAAUAGACUUGUUGGCGCCGAAAGAGCAGAAUGAAGAUGUGAAUGAAAACGACUGUUUCACAACCGAAGGGAAAUCUUUUAGUUCGCAGCCCGAGGAGGCUUCCACGCAAAAAAGCGAUCCGAAAGCGCACUUAAUUUGCCAGCAGUGUGGAAAGAGCUUUGCACGGAAGAGCAGUCUCAAGAUCCACUCGAGAAUUCACACCGGAGAGACGGCGUUGGCGUGCGGUCGGUGUUUAAAACGUUUUGCACAAGAAGAAACCUUUUACACUCACAUGAGUCUCCACGCCGGAGGAAGCCCUCACGUCUGCGAACUCUGCGGAAUAACCUUGAAACGAAAAGGAAAUCUUAAGAGUCACAUGAGAAGUCACACUGGAGAGAAACCGUUCGCGUGCGAUCAGUGUAAAAAACGGUUCACGCGUAAAGGAAGCCUCAGUAAGCACGCCAGGAUUCAUUUAAGAGAGAGCCGUUUCGUGUGUCAUCUGUGUGCAGUGGGUUUCGAAGACAUGAAACGACUUAAAAGGCACCUGGUAACUCACAUCGGACGGAAGCCUUUUCUGUGUCACCGGUGCGGAAAGGCCUUCACGCACGAAGGAAACCUUAAGAGUCACGUAAGAAUUCACACCGGAGAGAAGCCUUUCAGCUGCCCACAGUGCGGAGUCGGUUUCACUGAAAAAAGAAGCCUCACGGACCACGUGAGAAUCCACACCGGAGAGAAACCUUUCACCUGCCAAGAGUGCGGAAAGAGUUUCACUCGGAAAGGAAGCCUCAAGGUCCACAUGAGAAUCCACAACAGCGAGAAACCUUUCUCCUGCUCGCUGUGCGAGAAGAGGUUCAGACAUAAAAGAACGCUUAACAUCCACGCCAGAGUCCACACCGGAGAAAGACCUUUCCCGUGUCUCCAGUGCGAAAAGAGAUACGCGAAACGCGUCGAUCUGAAAAGGCACGCGCGGUCUCAUUCUGACAAGAAGCUGGCCGGAUGCGCAGAGUGCGGGAAGACGUUUAAAAAAAGAGGCAGCUUCGAGAAGCACGUGUGCCUUCACUCUGGAGAGGUUAGGGUACCUUUGGGUCCUUGAACCACGUAAACAGCGGAGUCUACGAAGAAAAAAGUGUUAGUUCGUUCAAAUAUGAAAAUUAGCCUGCUUUACUCGACUCUAAAGCAGAUUCCGUUAUUCCGUAUCCUAAAACUGUGGUUUGUAUAGUCUCUAAAUUCACUGAAAUAUAAUGUCCUCCUAUGAGGACACGGGGUCUUGGGAGGUUAAGAGCAAGUCAGUUCGGAUGUCAUAUUCAAGAACGUUUAUUUGUUGGAUGUUUAUGACGUGAUAUAGAUUUCUGUACAUGUAAUCAGUUACUAGCCAGCGCUGCUCAUAGUCUUCUCCUGAAACAAGGUUCUUCAGAAACGCAGAAGACUUUCUGCACAAUGUGAAGUUUGAGGUAAUGAGAGAAAACACCUGAACAAGAAGCUGCUCCUAAGGUGACUAAAGGAAGAGGAACAAUCAAGGUGUCAUGAAACAUGAAAAAAGUAAUGACCACUGACAAAAGCACACUUGUUUACUGAAAAAAAAAAAACAUAAUGCUGUUAUUUUCAGCCAUUAUUUUUGCACUUAGUGUAAAUAGCAUGUAAUUAGAAAAGAAAGGAUUAGCAGACUUGCUGAUUGCUGGACAUUCAGUCAGUAACCUUAGGUUGAUGUCCAUUCUUAAAUAUAGAUCAUUUAUUCUAUUGCCGGCUAUCUAAUGGCCACUUGUAUAGACUCAUUCACACAAUAUAGCCAAUUAUCGGAUAUUUUCACUGCAGGAACAGGUGUACAUGAAGAAUUUGCAAUACGUUGCAAAAACUGCUCAGAAACAUGACAUGGAAAAAGAUCAAGAAAACCAAUGUCCCGCUUAAAACAGCAGCGCUCUUUAAUUUUUCCCCUUCCUGCUACUGUUUAAUGGAUUAAAGUUUGUUUUCUGUCUUAUUGCAGAAACUUGCUCUUCAAAGAGUGUACUUUUUCAGUGCAAGAGUCUGAUUCUCCCAUUACUCUCCCUCUGUCUUCAGUGCUUUUUUUGAAAAAUGUAUUUAAAAUGUAUAUUUUUGUUCAGCACCAAAAUAAGAUUCAACAGUGGCCGUAACAUACUCUUGCAGCAUAAAUCAGGGGUGUCUGCUCAAUCCUGCUCCUGGUUUCCCGAUAAUGUACUGAAGAGUUUAACUACAACCUGCUCCAACACACAUGCUGGAGGUUUGUGGUGAUCCAGAUCUCUCUAAUUAGCUGGCUUAAUUGGGGUUAAAGCUAAACUCUGCAGGAUUGGGCACCCUAAGAGCAGAAUUGGGCACCCCUGCCCAAAAGUGUUACUCCACCCCAAAAAGUUCAAUUAUGUCAUUAACUUACCG
Molecule: messenger RNA, 2513 nt
Organism: Puntigrus tetrazona (Sumatra barb)
Lineage: Eukaryota; Metazoa; Chordata; Actinopteri; Cypriniformes; Cyprinidae
Product: gastrula zinc finger protein XlCGF8.2DB-like
Exons: 3
Coding region: 67-1218 (383 amino acids)
Biological process (GO): regulation of transcription by RNA polymerase II
Molecular function (GO): DNA-binding transcription factor activity, RNA polymerase II-specific; RNA polymerase II cis-regulatory region sequence-specific DNA binding
Source: RefSeq, a predicted model, not a curated record